Messenger RNA from Plasmodium gallinaceum, 2529 nucleotides. Its product is annotated as conserved Plasmodium membrane protein, unknown function. NCBI's taxonomy places the organism in Eukaryota, Apicomplexa, Aconoidasida, Haemosporida, Plasmodiidae. Bases 1 to 2529 code for a protein of 842 amino acids. The transcript has a single exon. The record is from RefSeq and is a predicted model, not a curated record.
AUGAAAAUGUUUUUCUUAAUACGCAGAAGAUUAACAUGUGAAGUUAACAAUUAUGAAAAUAUAUCAAAUUCAUUUUUAAUUAAGUUUUACUUAUAUAAUUUUUCUAAGAUAAAUAUUGAUGCAUAUAUUAAGUUGAUAACCUUACUUAAUAACUAUGAAAAUAUUACUGAAUCUAAUAAUAUUUUAAAUGCUCCCUAUUUUAAAAAUCCUAAUUUAGUUUUAUAUAAAUAUUUUCAAUUUUUUAAUGAGAAAAAUGCAAAAAAGAAGCUAUUAAAUUUGUUAAUGUUGCUGUAUUCAAGAAAUAUAAGAGAGUACCAAGACCAAAAAAACUUUUUUUACAACUCAUCUAUAUAUGUUCAUAAUUUUGUUUUCAGAAAGUUUUUUUAUUUUCACUCAAGUUUUUAUUUUAAAAUAAAAGAAAAUAAAGAAACAGUAAAUGUGAUAAAUAAAUAUAACUUAUAUACUGAUUUCUUUUUGUAUUCAUUGGAUUUUUAUUUAUUUCAUUUAUCUAAAAAUUGUAACAUUCUAAGCAUUGAAAAUUUAAAUAUCCUAUCAAAUAUAUAUUCAAAUAUAAAUAUAACUAGGGGAUAUGAAUAUCAUUUACAUUUAGAUGAUAAUAUAAAUGGAAAAUUUUAUAAAUACGAUAAAGUAGAUAAAGUUACUACCUAUAAGGAUAGUAACAAUAAUAAAUACGAAACGUUUGAAGAUAAUACUGAAAAAAAUAUUGAUACAAAUAACCAGAUUUCAACUGCGUUCGAUAAUAAUUUAAGUAAUAAAAUAUGCUUAUUAUAUAUAUAUAUUUCUAAGAGCAUAAUUUAUCAAACCCAUACAUACAUAUUGAAUAAAAGGAAAGUGUUUCAAAAAGAAAUUUCCAUUAAAGAAAUUAUGUUAAAUAAUGUUAAUGCUUGUAAGAACAUUUUAAAUAAAAUUUUAAAUAAAAGCAUAAAAGAGCAGUAUAUUAAAUAUAAAAUUUUAAAAAAAAAACAUAAUGAUAAACUUUUAAAUUUAAAUAUUUUGAAAAAUUAUUUUAACGCUGUUAAAUUCUUAAAUAUUAUAAAUAUAAAAAAAUAUAUCUAUAUUAUAAUUUAUUUAUAUUUUAACUCUAUUUUAUUUAAUAAAUCUAUCUAUUACUCUUCAUUAAUAUUUUGUUUAUUACAGAAAUAUAAUUUACAAUAUACUUAUAUUUAUAAUAUUUUGCUAAUAAAGUUUAAUUUGUUUUUUUGGAAUUACAAGAUUCUUAAUGACUUCAAUAAGAUAAUAAUUCUUGAUGCAAUUAAUAAAUAUAUUGACACAAUUUUAAUCUCCCAAAUUAAAAAAAAAGACAAAAAAGAAAAUGAUAUAAACUUUUUAUUUCCUGAUGAUUUUUAUAAUGAUGUUUACAAAAAGGAAUAUUUAGAAAAUUUAAAAAUAUAUAAUAUGUUAUACAACAAAACAUAUAAAUAUAAAAAAAAUUCAUAUCAUGUUUUAACAUAUUUUGAAUACAGUAUUUUUAGUUUGUUCAAAUACUUAUUUUACAAUAUAAUGUGUGUGGAGAAAAAUAAAAACGAUAAAACAAAACAUUUUCUGGAAAAUUAUAUAUAUAAAAAUAAGUGUUUUGUAAGUAAAAAAUAUAAUAAUUUCUACUUGUAUUUAUCAGAUAUACUUUUAUCAAAUAUUAUACUCUUAUCAGUUUAUGUUCAAAAUUGUAUGCCAAUCCUUUUUUCCUUAAUGCAAAAAGCUUCUAUUGUAUCAACAAAAAAAAUGAAAAAAAAUAAGUCAUCUCUUUUUUAUAAGAGAUCGAUUUUAAUAAUGAAUGAAGAUGAUAAUAAAUGUAAUUCCUUAAAAAGAAAAAAUUCUCUUUUAUUAAGAAUAUUAUACAAAAAUGCUUAUAACAAUUAUACUUACAAAAAAUACGUAAGAGAAAAAUUAAAAAAUGUAAACCCUUUUUUAUUAUUUUUAUUUAAUGUAUACAAAAUAUUUAAACUAAAAAUUAUUAAUAAUCAUAAUAUUGAAGAAAAACAACAAAAUAAAAAUAAAAAAUAUAUGGAAGAAUCAUAUAUAUUUAAUAAUAUAAAAAAAAAUAAAAAUAACAAAAUUCAAACUAGUCUAACCCACUAUUAUAUAAGCAGUAAUUUAAAAAAACUAAAUGAUUCUAAUUUGUUUAAUGAGAAAAAUAUUUUAACCUUUUAUUGUGAUAUAUCUUUUAACAAUAAUAUAAUAGAAGUAGAUGGCCCAAAGCAUUUUUUUAUUUAUUACAGUUUUCCUAAUAAUUCUGAAAACUAUUUUAAUCCUUUCAUUUUAAAAAAUAAGGAUAUAUUUGAUUAUUAUUAUGUUUUUCCUUUUUUUUUUAAUAAAACAGGUGUCUUAAGUAUAAAGGAUAAGAACAAUAAUUACUAUUUAUAUAAUGACAAAAGUAUUAAGAAAAAUUUUUUUUUGUAUAUUUAUGGUUAUAUUAUAAAACAUAUAAAUUAUAAUGACGAUAAUAUUACAGAUUAUAAGUAUUUGUAUAAUAUAAUAUUUAAAAAAAAAUGUCAACUUUAUUUGAUUUAA